AACUCGGAUUGAUAAGUAUGAUUCAGUGGUCAGAAUAUGAGGAAAUGAUGUGUCAGUCAACGGGCUGGAAGGGCGUAUUCCGCGCUGUACCUCAAUCAAUCAGUCAGUAAUUAGGUUUGUGUUAGCUGGGUGAUGUUAAAUUAAACCCUGAGAGGUUUCUGUUUCCCCCCUCCCGUCUUUAAGACGUUUCUCCAAACUAAUCCGAUGGAACGCCUCAGUAGCGGUCAUUUCAAUUCCACUGCCUUGGAUUGCUUUGUUUGUAAAACCGUUGUAUGAAGGCAGGUAGUUUCUUUAAAGCGGAGGGGAAGGGGGAUUGAUGUGGAAUAUUAUUUCCUACAUCAGAGCACAAUGCAAAAUGUGGGCAGGUGCUGCUAGGGGGGAUAAAAAUGAAAAUUGAGUGCGAGCAGGACAGUAGAGGGUGCAAUUUCAAACCGGCAUCAAGGUGCAUUUGUGCAGAUUGAGUGAGGGAGCGCUGUGUGUUGCGUCUUGUGCGGUUGCAGUGUCAGGAUGUGCUUGAUAUUCGACACUACGUAGCAAAAGGAGGGAAAACGCUCCAAUCUCUAGUUUCAUAUGAACGUCAAAAAAAAAUCUCAGGCAUUUAAAUGCUUAAAAAAUCACGAGGAGCUUGCUAACAAACCCCCGUACGUUUAGCAGCGGGUGUUUUCAAGCCAGAAAAUUAUAUAAUACAUAUAUAUUUUUUUAAAAGGCUUUGAGCAGCCCACUGAAUGAGCAUUGUGGCAUUUGAGAUCGAGGGCGGUGAAAAAACAUAGCCCUCCCACUGUAACAGACAAGUCAGGAGCCAAGCAGCCGGUGGAUGUGCCUCGCACACAAAGCUUGCUUUGUGUAGUGGGCGAGAAGAUUGCAUCUCCUCGAUGCACAACACUUUUUUUUGCAUCACGGAUGCAGUAUUUUUUGCAUGCUGCAGAUAACUUAUCUAACCUGAGCUGCGGAUUUAUUAUUCUGCAUUAGUGCAUCCCCCACGUUAUUAGCAAUGCAUCGAGGUUAAACGCAAAACGAUCUUUUUUUUUGAUCGUCAAAGAUUUAUUUGGCUCGUUCAGCUGCGAGACCGAAAGGCUGGAAGCUUUCAGGUCGCAAAGCCCACCAAAUGCUGCAUUGUUACAAUCUCUCUAAUUGUCUGCAUCUCGAGAGACUAGAGGACCAUGUGAAGCCGGACGCCUCCCUUCGCCCCCCUCAUCCUGCUCCGUGCGCCAAGCAUGGUGCCGCGGUGGCUGUGCCCCCGCUCCCGGCUGUCGCUUGGGGUAGCCCUGUGUGUCUUUGUCCUCUGCUGGCUCUACGUCUACCCGGUCUACAGGAUUCCUAACGAGAAGGAGAUCGUCAGCGAGAUCUUGCAGCAGGCGAAGUGGAGGAGAAACCAGACAGCCAUCGCUGAUUUCAGGCAACUACUGCAGCAAUGCUGUGAUACACAGAGGCUUUUUGCAGUAACCAAGUUGAACUCUCCAAUGGGAAAGAGCCUUUGGUUUGAUGGAGAGUUCCUCUACUCGCUCGCUAUCAACAAGGAAAUCUUCUCCAUGUUUCCUCAGGAUACACCGUUCCAGCUGCCAUUGAAAAAGUGUUCAGUGGUUGGAAAUGGCGGAAUUUUGAAGAAGAGUAACUGUGGCAGCUUAAUCGACGAGGCAGACUUUGUCAUGCGCUGCAACCUCCCCCCUCUCUCCAGUGAAUACACCAGCGAUGCUGGCUACAGAACACACCUGGUGACUGCAAAUCCAAGCAUCAUUGAGAAAAGAUUUCAAAACCUGCUGUGGUCUCGGAAGUCCUUUGUUGAGAGCAUGAAAGUGUAUGGCCGGAGUUACAUUUACAUGCCAGCCUUUUCCAUGAAGACUGGCACAGAUCCAUCCUUCCGAACGUACUACACCUUGUCUGACUUCAGUGCCAACCAAACCAUACUCUUCGCCAACCCGGACUUCCUGCGCAACGUGGAGAAGUUCUGGAAGAGCAAAGGAAUCCAUGCCAAGCGUCUCUCCACAGGUCUGUUCCUGGUCAGUGUAGCCUUGGGCCUCUGUGAAGACGUGACCCUUUAUGGAUUUUGGCCGUUUUCAAUAGACCUGCACGGUAACAUGAUUAGCCACCACUAUUAUGACAAUGUGAUGCCAUACUCAGGCUACCACGCCAUGCCGGAAGAGUUUCUCCAACUUUGGCUCUUGCAUAAGAGUGGCAUUUUAAAGAUGCAAAUUGGUAAAUGUGCAGAUGGCCCAAAAUAAUCUUCAUUCCAGAAGAAGAGGUUUAUAUUGUACAGAUUUCUGCUGUUUCCCUUUGGGUAAAAUCUUAUCAACUUGCACUGACAAGAUGUUCCAUUUUUUUCUUGAGUGAAUGGAGAGCAUACCCUAUUCAUUACCACAAAUGGUGAAUGGAUUUACAACAGGCAAGGGUGAGCCCAAUCUCACUUCCAGCACCCGACCUGCACUGUGCCUGGGGUAUUAUGUUGAAAGGCAUAAAUGAGAGACUGUUGGAGGGAUGGUGUCAUUUUAUACUUCUACCAGGAAGCAAACAUAUUGAAUGCUUAGGAAGUUCAGAGGAUGAGUUUCUACAAGGCUGUGUAAAUAUUGUCUUUGCAGUUGUUGCUGAAAGAUUCCCAAGGAGCAUUGAAACAUUGAUGAACAUAUCACCUUGGUUACUGGACUUAUCUGUUAGGUUGACUGGGUCCAGGGUUAGUCUUGGUACAUUCUGUAAAAGUGCAUGCACUAAACAAAUUCUUUUACUCAUUUCUGUUUUGUUCCUAGGAAUUGUUUUGCAAGCAUUUCAGUCAGUGUCAAGGAAUUAGCUUUGUACUUUUUAAAGAAGGUGGAUCUUUUGAACCAGCAUAAACAAGUCAAUCUCAAUCAGUUUUGCCUUAAAUUUGCAGAUACAGAAUAGGCUUCCACCCUUGUGUUGGUCUAUAAAUUUUAUUACAUCGUUCCAUUGUGAUUUCUCCUUUGUUCCAAUGUGGUCUCUUGAGACAGCUGAUGAUUUUUCCCACAGUGGGCAUGCUAUUGAAUACAUAGAAAAAGGCAGAAGCCCAUUGAUGUCAUAACUUACAAAAAUACUGACAGCAGUUGAAUGCAUUUGUUUACUGGAUGUUUUUGUGUACCUCUCUCUAACAUAGGAAAGGCAAGGUAAUUACCUGUGGGCGGGGGCUGGCUUGAUUGGCGUUCAUACUACUGAAGAUGGGAGUGUUGAGAGCAACUUUGCGAUCUCCACAGCAAGGUAGUAGGGAUCGCAAAACUGCUCUCGUCAGUUUGUAUGGAUUCCUGAGAGUAAAGAGGGCAGAAUUACUCUGUACGCUUACCAGUUGUGCAGCCUAUGUUUUCAGUAAGUUAUAUUUUAGGCCAAGAGUGAGUGUCAAUUAUUUCACCUCAUUUGGUACAACAAAUCUUUGAUCUCCUGAUUAGAACCUUUGGCAGUCCUGCCUUUAAUUUUCUAUCAGGUAUCUUUGGUCAGAAAGAUUUGUGGAUGUAGCAGCAGAGUUGUCUGUCUGGUGUCAUUUUUUUUAAAAAGAUGAUCUUUUCUGACUCAGGUUUAAAGCUAUUUCCAAUACAUUUGUCCUUCACUAUUGUCUUUAUGAAAAUAUUUUAAAGAGAGGUGACUUUUUUCUUUGUAGCAAAUCCAUGCCAAAUUCUGGGAAUGUAGGACUUUCAGAAGCACUAUGUCUCCCUUCUGGUGAAACUUAUUUGCCCUCGCGUCAGGAUUUUCUCGUGUUGAUAUAGCCAGUGGAAAGGAAUAUGGGAGGUUUUUAGUGAGACACACAGGUUUUGGGGAUUCUGGAUCCUUAUGGUAAAUACGCUUGCAUUGCCAUGUCUCUGAGGAAUUCUGGAUUUCACAAAACAGGUUUUAACUUUGCAAAACGUAUUGCCAAUUUGUACACAAUUAAGGAGGAUAAAAAGGUAAUUUCUUAUUCUUAUAGUAAGUGGUUUUGUGAACUUGUAACUUAGACAAAAUGUACUUGAAUAUUCAUGGAUCUGCCAAGUUACAUAAAUACACUUGGCAUCUCCUGUUGUGAGGGGCUUUUUGACUUCAGAAAGGAAGUCAUUGUUGGACUUAGAGUCUAGAGUGGUAUAAGCUUUCAAUCCCAGGAGACGGUGAGGAAUUUUGGGUUUUUAACUCGGCAGCCUGCUGCUUUCCAACCUGUGUUUGGAAAGUGUCAGGAAUUGGGCUGUUGGAUGGAGCAUUGUCAAAAAGCAGACUGCUUCACUCCUAGUCAGAGGCCAGUCCCUCUGAAAGCUUCCUUCCAGCUUGCUAAAAUGCUGAAUUUACAGGAAGGAAGUAUAUAACCUACUAGUUGUGUGGAGGGAAAUCCUAUAAAAUGAAAUAAACUAGAGGCUGCAAACAAAAUAAAAUAGGUUCAAGCCCACGUGGGUCAGUAUAAUAUCACAGAUUGUGAAUGAUUAGUGGGUGUCAUUGGAUGUUUGGUCUAUUAAGUGCUUAUGUGAAAAGCCUUGUAGUCUCUUUUGAAGGUUUUAGAAAUAGAUCUUGUGGAAAACUGUUGAAGAAUAGCAUAUCCUGCGGGGGUGGUUGAGUAGCUAUUGAAGCAUUGAGGGAUAAAAGUGUUUAAGAGGUUCUAGAUAUCCAUAUCUUUGUCUGUAUAGUCAUUUUAGGUUCUGGUUAGCAAAGUAGCUACAAAUUGUCAGUGGGAGUCUAUUACUUUGCUGAUGGUCCAAAUAAAAUUAAUGUGAAAUAAAGCAGAAAAGUAGAGAGAGAAAAUACUCAGCUAGUCAGGCAGCAUCUGUGACGGAGAAACGGCUAUAGUUUCAGUACAAAGACCGUUCAUCAGAAACUCUGAAUGUGUGUGCCAACAGUUAUUUAUGUGCUGAGCUCCCGUAUUUAAUAUUUUUUUAAAGGGGCAAUUAACAGUGUUUUGUGUGUUGUGUUGUCAGUGUGUAUAUGAGCCAAAUGAUGCAGCAGAAUAAUGCUGCAUCUUGAGAAUACAAUCAGCUACUUGGACUGUUCUUUACUGAACAGCUGACAUGAUUUGACCUGGUUUCCUAUCUGGCUACCUCAGAUGUGUGUAUAUGACUUCUAUCUGCCUUAAUUAUUCUUCCGUCUGAAAAAAAAGGGUGCAAAUCUGAAGGAAAACAGAAAUGAAAAGGGCCAGAUUUUUAAGGCCAAUAUUCAAACUGGAUGGUUUUUAUGAUUCUGGUGCAAUUAAUUUAUGGUGUAUUCCUGUCAGGAGGAAUGUAAUACUUGUUCAGCAACAUAGAAGAAGGAAAAGGCAGGAAAAUGGGGUUGUGAGGGAAAAUAGAUCAGCCAUGAUUGAAUGGCAGAGCAGGCUUGCUAGGCCGAAUGGCCAAAUUCUGCUCCUAUAUCUUAAGGUCUAAAGGAAUUUGAUUCUGGUUCCAUUUUAUGUACAGACUGAUUCUGUUACGACUGAAUUUUGAGCAUUUCCACUGUUGAUAAGUUUGUUCAUUGUUAAAUUGAUCAUUUGACUUCUGUCUUUCCAAAUUAAUAAUUAUUUUCUUCUAUUUCCAUAAAUGUGUGACUGAAAAUAUAUAAAUCAAAUUUAUUUCAAGUCUUAAUGAGUCCUGUAACAGUUUAAUAGAUAAUGUCGUGUUCAGUCCAUUUCACAAUAGAAGUAUACUGUAAGUCUUUACAGAUGACAUUUGCACAUGUAAUCUUUAAUAGGAGGUUCUGUUUUAGGACAAUGCAGCUAUAGUAUUUUCAGUUCUUUAGAUUUGUAAAUCAGAAGAUACUGUAUUUUAUUGAGUUUUUGAAAACUUUUGUCACAACAAAGACAAGGAAAUUACUGGCACACCAACACUAAAUGGGUGUCCAGUUGUCGGGCAUAUGACUUUAUUGUGAGCAACACAAUCGUCGUCUGAUUGUGAUCGAUUUUUAAAUGUAGCAUGUGGAUUUAAAAAAAACAGAACUGUAGCAUGAUGUGUUAACAUUUUCCCUGUUCAUUUCCCCGAUAUUGUUUCUGGAAUCGUAAGCCCCAUUGUAACUUGGAUUGUUUUACGAUAUUCGUGUCAGUGUGUCUUUUGAGAAGUAUGUACAGUUGGGAAUGAAACUGUAAUUUCAUGUGCAACCAGGGAGAACACUGCAUGCCAACCAGAAGCUGUGGUGUAAAGCCUGAGGCCUGAGCUGUCGUGGAUGGGAACACAUUUCAGAAGGAGGACUUCACAUUUAUUCUAAUGCAAAAUUCUGCAUAAGAAUAACAGCAAGGAUUUCUAUUUACCGCAGGGCUGUGUUUAUGUUUGAAUUUGUUGUCCUACUCGAAUAUUGUUUAUGGUAAAAUACUAUUGGUGUUCUAAUUUAAAUGAGUUCUCUUUCAAAACUGAUGCCUGUAUUUUAAUGUUGUUCCGUUUACUACCUGCAGAAUUCCAACCACCUUUCAUGUACGUUCAAAGACUGAUCAGACUUUGAGUGCUAUGUUAUUUUACAGGCAGUUGAUACCAGAAGGGAUUUUCUCCCCUCAGUUCUGAUCCUUGAAUUGCUGCUGAAGUUCGAAACUCUCUAGUCUGACACCCUUGGGACCUGACUCGUGCCAGACCACUGGAGCUGAGCAUCAGAAUCAGCUUGAGUAUCACUGGCAUAUGUCGUGAAAUUUGUUGUUUUGUGGCAGCAGUACAGUGCAAUACAUAAAAAAUACUUUAAAUUACAAUAAGAACUUCAUAUAAAAAUUAACCAAGCAGUGCAAAAAGAGAGCAAAAAUAGCGAGGUAGUGUUCGUGGGUCGGUUCGUUGUCCUUUCAGAAAUCUGAUGGCGGAGUGGAAGAAGCUGUUCCUAAAACAUUGAGUGUGUAUCUUCAUGCUCCAUUUAUACUGCCUCCCUGAUGGUAGCAAUAAGAAGAGGGAUUGUCCUGAGUGCUGGGGGCCCUUAAUGAUAAAUGCCGACUUUUUGAGGCAUUGUCUUCUGAAGAUGCUGGCAAGGCUAGUGCUGUGCUCAGACAUUACUCCUGAUCAUCUUCUUAGCAGGAGGUCUGUUUUAAAAUGAACUAGGAAGUGUCUAUCCUUAGGGUUUCAAGAAGAGUCUUUAGCCCAAAGUUACCAUAAGAUUAGAUCUGCUGAGACAACUGAGAUCACAGUUGCACUGAUAGGUUAAUUAGGUACAGAUUAGUGUACAUCUUGGAUCACUUUAGAUUUGCGUAGAAUUGGUUAGUUAGUGUGGAUCUGUACCACAGUUUUAAAACAUGCCUGCCGACGGGAGUUACUGGACCACAGAAUGCCACACUAGAGAGUUUCAACCUGUUUAGUGGUGGAGCAGGCUCAAUGGGUCAAAUGGCCUAAUUCAGAUCCUAUGUCUUAUGGUCUUACCAACCCCUUUGCCUAUUUUAGUUCAGUAUCCUUACCACUCCUUCCCGGCCUGAUGCGUUGCUUACCGUUUGAAACUUUUAAUUGAUUUGGAAGAGAAAGUUACAGAAAUUCCAUACCCCUUGUGUGAGCCUGUGCUUUCUGUCAGAGGCUUUGAGUUGCCAGGCCCCAAUUUUUAAGGUUCCAGCUCCUUGUUUUGGAGAUGGCCUUCAGCUAUCAGUUGUUCGGUUCAGAUUUCACUCCACACUCUGCUGCUGGUGGAGUUAAGUCAAGUGUUCGAAGAUUGAAGAGCAAUGUAAGCAAUUGGGAGUAAUUGCAGUAAUGUUUCAGUUACUUUCAGGCUCACCUCUGCUGGUUCAUCAUACAGGGAUUACCUGUGUUUAUGUGAGAAGGCGACUUAGUUCCAGAUUCAACAGACAUCUGCCCUACAUAAUGGCUAUCAAUGGUUACUGACUGAAAUUUAUAUGGAAGUUUUUAUGGAUUCAAAAUUCUUACUGGUUUGGGCCUUGUAGCUGUUGGUAGGCCCCGUGUUGUGUCAACAUUCAAUAAAUUUCUCUUAAGUUAUGAAACAUAGUUUUUGUUUGUCUAAUUUCUUGACUUCAAAGUAUGUAUAUGUCACCAGAUGCUACCUGGAGAUUCAUUGUCUUGCAGGCAUUUACAGGAAAA
Messenger RNA from Mobula hypostoma (lesser devil ray), 7907 nucleotides. RefSeq names its product ST8 alpha-N-acetyl-neuraminide alpha-2,8-sialyltransferase 1 (gene st8sia1). Bases 1215 to 2219 code for a protein of 334 amino acids. The record is from RefSeq and is a predicted model, not a curated record. NCBI's taxonomy places the organism in Eukaryota, Metazoa, Chordata, Chondrichthyes, Myliobatiformes, Myliobatidae. Gene Ontology annotation, biological process: N-glycan processing; oligosaccharide metabolic process. Gene Ontology annotation, molecular function: alpha-N-acetylneuraminate alpha-2,8-sialyltransferase activity. The transcript has 5 exons.